Gossypium arboreum is the source of this 1444-nucleotide messenger RNA. Its product is annotated as late embryogenesis abundant protein At1g64065-like. The coding region runs from base 514 to 1239 and encodes 241 amino acids. The record is from RefSeq and is a predicted model, not a curated record. The transcript has a single exon. NCBI's taxonomy places the organism in Eukaryota, Viridiplantae, Streptophyta, Magnoliopsida, Malvales, Malvaceae.
GAUUAUAGACAUACAGUUUUUCCAUGCCCUGCGAGAAAAGAAUUGUGUGGCAGAUGCCCUAGUCAUAGAUGUUCUUCUUUGACGUUUUCCUACUGUUGGUGUUGAUUGUGCAGUAUUCCGUUGAGUUGUUCCUUUUGCAGGCUUGGUUUGUCGGUUAUACCAAUUCAGAUUUUUUUUUUAUUUUUUAUUGUCACCGAGAAAACAUAUAAUUACAAUAAAUAAUUAACUAUAUUAAUAAUUGGAAUAAAUCUGGAUCAACAUGAUUUAAAUAAUAUGAAAUCUCAAAUAUAAGGACACCUCACUUGUGUAAAAUGCACCAUAUAGAAUGUAGUUAGUUUAGACUUUUUCAACAUUUUUUUUUUUAAUUUUAUGUAAAUAUACAUUUGGUCUGACAAAAUAGAAGCAAUUACUUGCAUCGUUACAGCAACUAAAGACUUGGAUUCUGGUUUCCAACUUUUCUGUUUCACACAACGCAUUCACUAGCAACAGGAACUUGGCUAUAUAUAUACACACAUGGAGUUCAUAUUACGAAUAUCUCAAUCUCAGCUAACUCUCUUAGAAAUUCAGGAGAACUCCAAGAGUCAACACGAAGAAAGAACAGUACCCUUUUCCUUUGACAAUAUAGCAAUGGCGGGGCAAAGUUACGAACAGCGAAAGACAGGGACUGAGUCAGCUGCAGAGGCAUCCAAGGAGCUGAAGCGAAAGAAACGCAUGAAAUUGGUGGUAUACGCAGCAGCUUUCGCCAUUUUCCAGACUAUUGUCAUCUUGGUUUUUUCACUUACAGUGAUGCGUAUCAAGAACCCCAAGUUCAGGCUCACCUCUGUCACCGUCGAGGAUCUCACGGCAGCCCCCACCCCUGUUUCCUUCAACAUGAAACUCAGCGCCCAAGUUGCUGUCAAGAACACAAAUUUCGGCCACUUCAAAUUCGACAACACCACCAUUUGGUUCGAUUACGGGGGAGUUGGAGUUGGGGAAGCAUUUGUUGCAAGAGGAAGAAGUAAGGCAAGAUCCACAAAGAAGAUGAAUGUGACAGUGGAAUUGAACUCAAACAAUAUACCCAAUAAUUCAAGCUUGGAAAGUGAUAUUAAAGCAGGGUUUGUGGCACUGAUAUGCCAUUCCAAAUUGAGUGGGAAAGUGCAGUUGAUGAAAUUGAUCAAGAAAAAGAAAUCUGCAGAAUUGAGUUGCGCCAUGCUACUCAACAUGGAGACCAGAGUUGUCCAAGACAUCAACUGCCAAUGAAGUCGAGCUUUGCAAUAUCGUUACUCUACUACAAUAUUCUCACAGCGUUGACGCUUAUCUAGAACUAGGUAACAUUACAGGCAUAAACAAGUUGUAUUGAAAUUAUUUUUCAAACCAAAUCAAAAAAGUAGCGAAGACAUGUAUUUUGGUUACACGCAAGGCUCCAGCCUUGUUUAUUACUAAUGAGAAGUGUUGCUUAAAAAAA